This is a messenger RNA of Capsicum annuum, 1840 nucleotides long. RefSeq names its product tubulin alpha-2 chain. The coding region runs from base 374 to 1729 and encodes 451 amino acids. The record is from RefSeq and is a predicted model, not a curated record. The transcript has 4 exons. Gene Ontology annotation, cellular component: cytoplasm; microtubule. Gene Ontology annotation, molecular function: structural constituent of cytoskeleton; GTP binding. Gene Ontology annotation, biological process: mitotic cell cycle; microtubule cytoskeleton organization. NCBI's taxonomy places the organism in Eukaryota, Viridiplantae, Streptophyta, Magnoliopsida, Solanales, Solanaceae.
GCUCCACGAUUCAAAUGGAGGAACCUCCUUUUCCACAACAAUUCAAAAUAAUUCAAAAUAGAGCGGGGCGGGCUGUACUAUAAACAUAGCCCAACCUAAUCUACGGUAAAUAUUAACCUCGAAAUUAUCGGAAACAAUAUUAACCAUAGUUAAUAACUAACCCGAUACCCAUUUUGCCCUCCUCUCAUUCAUUUUUCAUUUUUUUCCUAUAAAAAAGAGACGCCCCCCUCACAUUUUACGAAUCUCACAAUUCAAAAAUUUUCGAAACUCUCAAUUCCUUUUUCUCUUUUUGAAACGGCGUCUUGAUAAACGCCGUUAUUCUCUUCUUCCUUCAACUAAAUUUUAGGGUUUCGAAGUUUUUGCUGUAGCGAAAAUGAGAGAAUGCAUUUCUAUUCACAUUGGUCAGGCUGGUAUUCAGGUUGGAAAUGCUUGUUGGGAACUUUACUGUCUCGAGCACGGCAUUCAGCCUGAUGGCCAGAUGCCAAGUGACAAGACUGUCGGAGGAGGUGAUGACGCGUUCAACACUUUCUUCAGCGAAACUGGAGCUGGAAAGCAUGUCCCAAGAGCUGUCUUUGUGGAUCUUGAGCCCACUGUCAUUGAUGAAGUGAGGACAGGAGCAUACCGCCAGCUCUUCCACCCUGAGCAGCUGAUAAGUGGCAAAGAAGAUGCCGCCAACAACUUUGCCCGUGGCCACUAUACCAUUGGGAAAGAGAUAGUUGAUCUGUGCUUGGAUCGCAUCCGUAAGCUUGCAGACAACUGUACUGGUCUUCAAGGGUUUCUGGUCUUCAAUGCUGUUGGUGGUGGUACUGGUUCGGGUCUGGGGUCACUUCUGCUGGAGCGUCUCUCAGUUGAUUAUGGAAAGAAGUCCAAACUUGGUUUCACAAUUUAUCCCUCACCACAGGUCUCAACUUCUGUUGUUGAGCCUUACAACAGUGUCCUGUCAACUCACUCCCUUCUCGAGCACACUGAUGUAUCAAUCCUUUUGGAUAAUGAAGCCAUUUAUGACAUCUGCAGGCGUUCAUUGGACAUUGAGCGUCCUACAUACACCAACCUUAACCGCCUCAUCUCACAGGUUAUAUCUUCUCUGACAGCUUCUUUGAGGUUUGAUGGUGCUCUCAAUGUUGAUGUGAAUGAAUUCCAGACCAAUCUUGUCCCCUAUCCCAGGAUCCAUUUUAUGCUUUCCUCUUAUGCCCCUGUCAUUUCUGCUGAGAAGGCCUACCAUGAGCAGCUUUCAGUUGCAGAGAUCACCAACAGUGCCUUUGAGCCAUCUUCUAUGAUGGUUAAGUGUGACCCUCGCCAUGGCAAGUACAUGGCUUGCUGUCUCAUGUUCCGUGGUGAUGUGGUGCCAAAGGAUGUUAAUGCUGCUGUGGCCACCAUCAAGACUAAGCGCACCAUCCAAUUUGUUGAUUGGUGCCCCACAGGAUUCAAGUGUGGUAUCAACUAUCAGCCACCCACUGUUGUUCCUGGUGGCGACCUUGCUAAGGUGCAGAGGGCUGUGUGCAUGAUUUCCAACUCUACCAGUGUUGCUGAGGUCUUCUCACGAAUUGACCACAAGUUUGAUCUUAUGUAUGCUAAGCGUGCUUUUGUGCAUUGGUACGUUGGUGAGGGCAUGGAGGAAGGUGAAUUCAGUGAAGCCCGUGAAGAUCUUGCUGCCCUUGAGAAGGAUUAUGAGGAGGUUGGUGCUGAAGGCGAUGAUGAAGGUGAGGGAGAAGAUGAUGAUGAGUACUGAGCAAUAUUAUAGUCUGUUUUUAUUUUCUUCAGUUCUGACUUUAUGUUGCACUACUGAAGACUUACUUCGUGUGUUGAAUUGUGGUAUCAUAACAUAUGUUUGUUUUGAGUA